AUGGGAGAAACCGAAGGGGUAUUUUCUUCGGCCAAAACUCCUGAUCCAAACAAUUUGUCCCGGGCCAGAAUGGCGACAAUGAAUCAAUCACUGAAGUCUGUUCUCUCUUUCCUGGCCCUGACCAAUUGGUUGUCCACAUCUUCUGCUUCUAUCGUAAAGGGUGCAAAGAAUUCUGCUCAACAUGCAUGCGAUUACUUCAACGAAGCACUGCAGAGCAUCACCACACUCCCUUCAGAGAGUAACUACGCGAAUCUGAGUACCGAAAACUGGUCUGCAACGGCGUGGGCCCAGCCGGCUUGUAUAGUACAACCUGCUUCGGUGCCUGAUGUUCAACACGUUGUCAGGACUUUGACACAAUUACAAGUUCAGUUUGCUGUGCGGUCAGGGGGCCAUAAUCCUUCACCUUUGGCGGCCAACAUCAACGGCGGGGUACUCAUCGACACGUCUGCCCUCAACGAAGUCACGUACGACUCCUCGUCAGGCACUGUACGAGUUGGAUCGGGAAAUACUUGGGGUGAUGUCUAUUCCGCUCUUGAUCCUCUCAACGUCACCGUUGCUGGUGGAAGAUCUGUGGGCGUAGGUGUUACGGGCCUCACUCUCGGUGGUGGUCUAUCAUACUUUUCAGACCUGUACGGCCUUGUUUGUGACAAUGUGGCUGAGCAUGAAGUUGUACUUGCAAACGGAUCUCUCGUGAAGGCCAGUUUGCAUGAAAACCCCGAGUUACAUUGGGCACUCAAAGGGGGUGGUAACAACUUUGGGAUUGUAACCUCAUUCAAGUUCUACACCUUUGCCAGCAACCCGGUAUGGGGUGGUAUUAAGGUCUACGGCCUUGAACAGCUCCCAACCAUUUACGCAGCACUGGCAGAAUAUCAAACCUCUCCUAACAAAGACCCUUAUGCAAACUUGGAUCUUCAGGCUGCAGUCACGAACUCUUCUAUUGGGGUCCUGCUAAACCUGAUCUACCUAAAGCCAGUGGAAUCUCCCCCAGCGUUCAAAGUCUUUUAUGAAAUCCCGACUCUUCAGGACACAACUAAGAUCCAGACCAUGACUGAAUUUCUGACCGGUGGUGUGUUACCAUAUGUUCCUAGAUGGGAAUUUCUCACGACAACCUUCACGCCCAGCACAUGGCUGUAUGCACACCUCAGCGAGAUGUUCACGUCAUCAUCAGAGGUAUCCGAUUUUGGAGGUAUAACAGGUGGUACGCUCGUAGUGAGUAUGCAGCCCAUCUCGGAGAGCCUGGUGCUUGCUGGCGAGGAACGAGGAGGGAACGCAUUGGGACUCCAGCCUACAAACCAGACUUGGGGGAUGUUCACCAGCGGCUGGUAUUCUAGCGAAGACGAUCCCGACGCUCACAGCCUUGGAUCGUCUCUAAACAACCAGACGAAAAAGGCGGCUGUCAAUGCUGGACAACAUUUGCCCUACGUGUUCAUGAACGACGCCAGCCACGACCAAGCCGUGAUCGCAAGUUACGGCACCGAAAACGUGAAAAGGAUGAGGGAUGUGCAGCUCAAAUAUGACCCGGGCCAAGUGUUCCAGACAUUAGUUCCGGGGGGUUUCAAGCUACCAUGAAGACUUGUCUGUGUAAAGGGUAAGGGGUUGUUUGCGGGUUCAUUUUCUCUUCGCAAGAUAACACCUAGUUAUUGAAGGACAGAUGCAAACGACAGCUGUGGUGGAGGAGAGGGGUUGCAGUUACGAGUCUGAAUCAAUGCCACUCAAAUCUUCCCGGAACAUGACUUUGAAAAUGUCUACAUGGACAGACACCACUUCCGACUGCAAUGAUCACACAGGCUAUUAGGUGAUGUUAGGAAAGGGUACCUUGUGACUC
Diaporthe batatas is the source of this 1825-nucleotide messenger RNA. RefSeq lists its product as uncharacterized. Lineage: Eukaryota; Fungi; Ascomycota; Sordariomycetes; Diaporthales; Diaporthaceae. Gene Ontology annotation, molecular function: FAD binding. The coding region runs from base 1 to 1569 and encodes 522 amino acids. The transcript has 6 exons. The record is from RefSeq and is a predicted model, not a curated record.